Molecule: messenger RNA, 3186 nt
Organism: Mus pahari (shrew mouse)
Lineage: Eukaryota; Metazoa; Chordata; Mammalia; Rodentia; Muridae
Gene: Faap100
Product: FA core complex associated protein 100
Exons: 10
Coding region: 34-2673 (879 amino acids)
Biological process (GO): interstrand cross-link repair
Cellular component (GO): nucleoplasm; Fanconi anaemia nuclear complex
Source: RefSeq, a predicted model, not a curated record
CUCCGGGCUGAGCUCUGGCCCGGUGCCCGCAGGAUGGCGGGCGCUUCCUCGCGCGUGCACUACCUGUCGGACUUCUGCUGCCCGCUCGGAGGCCGAGCGGCGGGGAAGCCGUUUGUGCUGCGACAUGAGGCGCAGGUCUUUCUGUCCACCGGGCGCGAGUUCGUCUAUGUGUAUGACCAGGAGGGCGGGCUGCUGACGGCGGUGUACCAGUUUCCCGACCAAGUAUGGCACCUGCAGCUCCUGGCCAUCCGCAGGGCACUCUACGUCCUGUGUGCCCGGACUGGCAUCUACUGCCUGUCGUUGGACUCACUGGACAGGUCUGGGAGCCAGGCCUGUGAGGACAAAGAGGAAGCGGCUCCCCCCUACCCUGUGAUCCUUGUGGACCCGGAUGCGUGUGUCCUCCCUGAUGCUGCCCUCUGUGCCUUCGCCGUGCUGGAUGAUAUGCUGGUCACCCUGGCACAGGGCCCCACCCAGUGGAAGAUGCAGCUGUUUGAGCGUCCCUGUGCAGGGGAGGAGCCUCAGCCUGGAGACCAGGUUGGUGAGGUGGAGCUGUCCACCUGCACCCCACCAGGUGGGGUGCCAGAGAAGCCUGCAGCCCCCCGCUUCCUGCCCGUGCUGUGCUGCGUGUUCCCACCAGACUCCAGGGCACCUCAUGGUCACCCCCAGGGCUGUGGGUGCUUCACGCUGGAGGAGGCUCUCUUUGGUUUACUCUUUGGAGUCGAUGCCACCCUCCUGCAGUCCCCUGUGAUCCUCUGCGGUCUCCCUGAUGGCCAGCUUUGUUGUGUGGUCCUGAAGGCCUUGGUUACUUCUGGGUUAGCCCCUGGUGACCCAAAGGUCCUGGUCAAGAUCCUCCACCACCUAGAGGAGCCUGUGAUCUUCAUUGGGGCUUUGAGGGCAGAGCCACACGAGGAGGAAGCAGCAAGAGAGUUGCUGCCUGGCCAGCAUGUGCACUCUGACUGCCUAGUGGCCCUUGGUCACCAGGGCCGGACACUGGCCAUCAAGGCCAGCUGGAGCGAGUCAGGGAAUCUGGUGCCGGAGCUACGUGAGUAUUGCCUCCCAGGGCCUGUGCUCUGUGCCGCCUGUGGCGGGGAUGGCCACAUGUACCACAGCACUCCCUCAGACCUCUGUGUGGUAGACUUGACUCGGAGAGACAGUCCUUGGAACCCUGAGAAGCCAGAUGGGGCCGUGGGAGGUCUGCCCUCCGUCCUGUGCCCAGCCAGCUUGAACAUCUGCAGCGCCCUCGCUCUGUGUGUGACAGCAAGGGCACCUACAGGUAGCACCGAGCUCCUGGCCCUGUCUUCUAAAGGACGCCUGAUCUCCUGCGGUCUGGACUUGAACUCUGAGGCGCCUGUGCCUGCCAAAAUGGCCAUGGCAAAUGCAGGACAGAAAAUUAAGGAGCUGCUCUUGGACAUCGGUGAUGUCUCCGAGAGGGUGUCCUUUCUGAAGAAAGCUGUUGACCAACGCAACAAGGCCAUCACAAGUCUCAACGAGGCCAUGAACGUGAGCUGCGCCCUGCUGUCCCACCCGGAGGGCGAUCGGCCCAUCGCGUGCACCAUCACCACCUCCUGGAGCCGCCUGGAGCUGCGAGACAUGCUGAUGGCCACCUGCACACUGGAGAACAGUAGCAGCUUCAGCCUGGACCAGGGCUGGACCUUGUGUAUUCAGGUGCUGACCAGUUCCUCUGCCUUAGACCUGGAUGGGACCGGGUCGGCUUUCACCUACACCAUUCCAGUGGACAGACUGGGCCCGGGCAGCCGGCGGGAAGUGACGUUGCCCCUGGGCCCUAGUGAGAGUGGUGUGCUCGACCUGCCCGUGACCAUGUCCUGCUGGCUCUUCUACAGCCUCAGGGAGGUGGUGGGUGCGGCCCUGGCCCCCUCAGACCCUCUAGAGGCCCCCUACCUGGAGCAGCUCCCUCUCAGCCUUCCUAAGCAAGAGGGCGUCUGCCUGCCCCUGUGCAAGCGCACAGUGGACAUGCUGCAGUGCCUGCGCUUCGCCGGUGCGGCCGCGCACCCUGCACAGGCCCCCUGUGUGCCUGGCCCUGCCUGUGAGCCUGUGGAAACUUUCCUGAAGACCUGCCAAGCCCCUGGCAGCGAGCCUACUGGUGCUGCCUCCCUACGGGCCAAGUACCUGCCUCCAUCCACAGCCUCCAUCAGGGUGUCUGCGGGCCUUCUCAGAGCUGCCCUGGAAGACGGUCACUCAGGUUUCCACCUGUGCAGCGCUACCCUGCGGUGGCUCCUUGCCGAGAACGUUGCUGUGGAUGUUGUGCGGGCCCAGACACUGUCUUCCAUCCAGGGAAUAGCCCCAGAUGGAACUGAUGUCAACCUCACCGUCCAUGAGGUAGCUGUGACUGAUUUGAGCCCUGCAGGCCCCAUCCAGGCUGUGGAGAUCCAAGUGGAGAGCUCUUCUCUGGCCAACAUGUGUAGGGUGCACCAUGCCAUCAUCAGACGAAUACAGACAAUGGUCACAGAGCAAGCAGCCCUAGGCUCCAGCCCACCUGACCUCCGCAUGCAGUAUCUGCAGCAGAUCCACGCCAACCACCAGGAACUGCUCCGUGAAGUGCAAACACUGCGUGACCAGCUGUGCACAGAGGACGAAGUGAGCUCCUGCGCCACAGCCCAGAAGCUCCUGCAGAUCUACAAGCAGCUGCGCAACCCUAGCCUCGUCCUGUUGUGACCAGCUGCUGGCCAGCUCCACGUCACUGCGGGACACACUCUGGGCUUGCCUGGCAGCACCCCUCAGCUGGAACCUCUGCACCCUGAUGGGAAAUACCGUCACCCAAGAACUCAGGCCAUGGAGACACAGGGUUUCUGGGACUCAGACUUCCAAGUUUGGGACUGUUGUGCUGCUGACCCCAGCACACCCCGGGAGUGCUGGCUGCCUCUGGGGCCACCAGGGGGCAGAGUGCUCACUGCAACCAAAGCACAAAGACCAUGAGAGGGCUCCCAGCGACGCCUGCCAGCGGCGCCGCGGCACUGGCUGCCCCCAGCACUGUGCUGCUCUUUGGUCCCUGUCUCAGCCUCCUCCUUCAGCUGGGCCCUGCCCUGCUGCUGGUGCUGUCAUUGCUGUGGGAGGGGAGCGUGUCUGCAGAGCUCUGGGCCUGCUCCUGUUUUCUGUCUGUGAGGUGCUGGGCUGACAAGCUGCCUUUUUGUGAAGUUCCAGGUGUCCACUGAAGUCCACUCAGUUCUA